This is a messenger RNA of Sphenostylis stenocarpa, 564 nucleotides long. The record is from the annotation of a GenBank genome assembly. NCBI's taxonomy places the organism in Eukaryota, Viridiplantae, Streptophyta, Magnoliopsida, Fabales, Fabaceae.
AUGAGAACCACCACCUUAUUCACCCCAUCUUCUUCUUAUUCUUCUUCUUCGUUGAAUUCCCCCUUUUUCCCAAAACCUAACAUCUUCACUCCUUCAAAAUCCAACGCCAUAAACUUCCUCUGCACCAAACCCAAACUCGGAUCCAACGUCGCCGACAAGCUCAACAACCUCGCCACCGAAUUCACCUCUCUCUCCCAACCCAUCGACCGCGUCAAACGCCUUCUCCACUACGCCUCCCUCCUCCCGCCCUUCCUUGACGCCGACCGGGUUCCGGCCAACCGCGUCGGCGGCUGCGCCACCCAGGUCUGGGUGGUGGCGGAGCUGGACGAGAGGCGGAGGAUGCGGUUCCGCGCCGACAGCGACUCCGAGAUUUCGAAAGGAUUCUGCUGGUGUCUGGUCUGGAUGCUCGACGGCGCGAAACCCGAGGAGGUACUCAUGGUCGACAGGGAAGAUUUGGCCGACAUCAAUGUCGGAUUGGGGAUGAGUCUCAAGGCACACUCGCGGACCAACACGUGGCACAACGUUCUGUUCACCAUGCAAACUGCGGCUAAAGAUUUGCUCUGA